AUGGCGAUAAGACAUAUUCCACCGCAUGGCGGAGAUCUUGGCCCUCCUUCACUUAACCAGCGGCCCAUGGAGACUGCGUAUCCACUCUUUCUCUAUUGCAAGCCCGUUGUCCUCGAGGGAAGUGCACUCGAGUUGACGAAUACAUACAGUCGCAGUCAGGAUGGAGAUGGUCCUCGUUGUCGCAAGUGCGGAAUCCUCCUGGGCUCGGAUUGGAUGACGCGGUCAACAUCGGUAAGCCUGUGCAUGACUUACGCUUUGGACAUAAAUGUAGCGGCGCUUGGCGAUUCUAAAGACGCUGGGCUGUGUAGGCUCGCGAGGAAUUUAAGAAUCCCAGUUGGGCUCGUCAGCGACGCAAAUGAUGACAAGUAA
Molecule: messenger RNA, 369 nt
Organism: Botrytis fragariae
Lineage: Eukaryota; Fungi; Ascomycota; Leotiomycetes; Helotiales; Sclerotiniaceae
Exons: 3
Coding region: 1-369 (122 amino acids)
Source: RefSeq, a predicted model, not a curated record